Molecule: messenger RNA, 3004 nt
Organism: Trifolium pratense (red clover)
Lineage: Eukaryota; Viridiplantae; Streptophyta; Magnoliopsida; Fabales; Fabaceae
Product: calmodulin-binding receptor kinase CaMRLK-like
Exons: 2
Coding region: 403-2565 (720 amino acids)
Biological process (GO): protein phosphorylation
Molecular function (GO): protein binding; protein kinase activity; ATP binding
Source: RefSeq, a predicted model, not a curated record
GAUCAAAAUGACUAUUUAGUGGUGAAUUAGUUACUCACAAAGAAACACUUAAAAAAACAAAACAAAAAUCAUAUUAAGUGACAUCACUAUUGACUAGUACUAUUCACCUAGCAAUCUUAAAUGUUCAAGUUUAUUAUGAUGCUCAUUCAUGUAGUCAACUCCUCAUUGUACAACUUCCAUUAAUUCUCAUUCACCAAAUACACAUAAUAAGUCAUAAUCACACUCACGUGCCGUUAAUAACACCGUUCCUUCCCACUUCACUAUUAACAAACCAAACAGUCCCACUAAAACAACAAUACACCAACAACUCUGUCUCUUUUCACUGUCUUUUCUUCCUUCCAUUUCUUCAUUCAAAAACAUAUCAACUAUAACAUAUUAACACCACCACAUGAGAUUGAGAUUAUGAAACCAAGAAAAAAUAUGAAACCCUUUUAUAAGUUCUUGAUUCUCCUAUCACUUAUUACUCUCACAGAAUCAUCAUCUUCUUCAUGCAACAUUGAAAACAAGAACCUAGUAUCAAAAGCUUUCCAAUUUGUCUCAGGAUUCAACACUUCCUUAUUCCAAACAAAUUCCUUCAACUGUUCUUCAAAGGGUGAAAUUAACAUCAUAGAACUUCAAUCCAAAAACUUAACAGGAAACAUCUCAUGGAGAUACCUAAGAAACAUGACAAAGUUAGAGCUUCUUGAUCUUUCUGGAAAUUUUCUACAAGGUCAAAUACCAAACUGGUUUUGGAGAAGUUUUUCAAGUUUGUCAAAAGUGAAUCUUUCUAACAACAGAUUCGGUGGAAGCAUUGCAUUGACAACAAAAACAAAACCCAUUUCUCAAAAUGGUUCCUUUUUCUCAUCUUCACUACAAAAACUCAAUCUUUCACAUAACAGGUUCACAAAUCAAGUUCAACUUUCAGUUUUUCAUAACCUUAAAAUCCUCGACCUUUCAUACAACAACCUUAACACUUUACCUUAUGGUUUUCAAAACCUUACAAAUCUUAACUAUCUUGAUCUCUCAAACUGUAACAUCAAAGGUAACAUAAAACCCAUUUCUUACCUUAAAUCACUUUCUUCCUUAAACCUUUCAAAUAACUCUUUGAAUGGUAGUUUCCCUUUUGAUUUUCCAUCUCUUAACAACCUUAAAUUCCUCAACAUCUCAAACAAUAACUUCAACUCUUCAAUUUCCUUAAACAAAUUCAUCAAAAAAUUCGGAAAAUCAUCAUUCAUUCACGCUGGUAACAACUUCAAUUCCAACAACAACAACAAAUCAUCCAAAAAAGUACCAAACAUUCAUUCAAAUUCAAUUUCAAAUUCAACUCUACCACACCACUCCCAACAACUCCAUAUGAAAAAGACAAAACCCAUUCACAAUGAGAAAACAGAACACAAACACAAACAAAAACAAAAGUCAAAAACAAAAACCGUGAUUAUUGCCACAGUUUCCUCAGUAUCAUCAAUUGUUUUUGUCGUGUUAUGCAUCUGGGCAAUCUUAGUUUACAAAAAAAAGAGAACUUUAGCCAAAAAAAACAAAUGGGCAAUUUCAAUAUCAAAACCAAUAACAGGAUUAACAACAGCCGUUAAGAUGGAGAAAUCUGGACCGUUCGCUUUUGAAACAGAAUCAGGAACAUCAUGGGUAGCUGAUCUGAAAGAACCAACAUCAGCAUCAGUUGUAAUGUUUGAGAAACCAUUGAUGAACAUUACAUUUGUUGAUCUUAUGAAUGCCACGUCAUACUUUGGAAAAGAUUCUCAGUUAGCUGAAGGUAGAUGUGGGCCAGUUUAUCGUGCUGUUUUACCAGGUGAGUUACACGUGGCAAUCAAGGUUCUUGAAAAUGCUAGAGACGUUGAUCAUGAUGACGCUGUUGAUACUUUCGUUGACUUAUCUCAGCUUAAACAUCCUAAUCUUUUGCCUCUCUCCGGUUAUUGUAUUGCAGGGAAGGAGAAGCUAGUGUUGUACGAGUUUAUGUCAAAUGGAGACUUAGGCAGGUGGCUACACGAACUACCAACGGGUGAAACCAACGUGGAGGAUUGGAGUAGCGACACGUGGGAAAUUCAAAAUGGCGUCGGUUCACAAACCCCCUCACCAGAAAAAAUGGGUUGGCCAACACGACACCGUAUCGCUAUAGGAGUAGCGCGUGGUCUAGCUUUUCUCCACCAUGCAGGUUCAAAGCCUGUCGUUCACGGCCAUUUGGUAACAUCAAAUGUCCUUCUCGCUGAUGAUUUUGAGCCUCGAAUUGCUGAUUUUGGGUUCCGAAAAUUCGGGCAGCAAUGUCCUCCGAAUUGCAGCACCGAAACAGAUGUUUAUUGCUUUGGUGCGGUGCUUAUGGAGCUUUUAACGGGGAAGCCUGGUACAGCAGAGACGGUUGUUUGGGUGAGGAAGCUUGUAAGAGAAGGUCAUGGAGUGAGGGCGAUUGAUGAAAGGAUGAAACUCGACGGUGGUGACUCAGAGAAUCAAAUGGUGGAGAGUCUUCGAGUUGCGUAUUUAUGUACUGCCGAGUCACCUGCGAAGAGGCCCACUAUGCAACAAGUUUUAGGGCUUCUCAAAGAUAUUCAUCCAAGAGGCGGACAUAGAUUGAGUUGACUCGUCCACUGGCUUGUUCUUCUUUUUUGAUUGUUUUAUGGUCCAUGCAAUUAUUAGUGUAUGUUUGUUAUCAAAGUGAGUUUCGAAAAAAUUCAAAGUGUUGCUUUUGAAAAUCACAUUAGCUAACCGUGAUUUUAGCAAACUCACUGUGAUAUCAAAGUUAGGCUUACAAGAGUUUGAGGUUUAACCUAGACUAGAUGGAGUCUUGGAUUUGGACCAUGUUUUUUGUUUUGUUUUUUUGAAAUAUUUAUUUAUGAUGAUGGUUAUGAUUGCAAUGUGUAUAUACUAAAAAGUUUAGGAGAAAAAAGGGAAAAAGAAAAAGGGGAAAAGAUGGACAAAAUGAAGUGGGGAAAACCUUGGAUAGGGUAAUGAAUGAAUGGGAAGGUGUUGUGUAGUAUUUUUUGUUGAGCAUGCAAAGAGUAGAGAUUCCCACUUAUUA